This is a messenger RNA of Formica exsecta, 492 nucleotides long. Its product is annotated as probable cytochrome P450 6g2. Gene Ontology annotation, molecular function: monooxygenase activity; iron ion binding; heme binding. Bases 1 to 477 code for a protein of 158 amino acids. The transcript is spliced from 2 exons. The record is from RefSeq and is a predicted model, not a curated record. Lineage: Eukaryota; Metazoa; Arthropoda; Insecta; Hymenoptera; Formicidae.
AUGAUUUUCGAUCUUGGCUAUAUCCGGGGUUUUGAGAUGCUUGCAGUGUUUUUUCUCCCAUAUAUAACUCGUUUGGCUCAUUUAAAAGUAUUCGGCAAAGAUCCCAGCACUUUCUUACGCAAAGCCUUCUGGGAGACGAUGACUCAACGCAUGGAGUAUGGCAUAAAGAGGAACGAUCUCAUAGAUAUUCUUAUCGAACUAAAGAAAAAUUACGGUCAGCAGGAUAUAGGAGGAUUCAAAUUUGAUGAUGACGAUCUAGUAGCGCAAGCAGUCAUCUUUUUCACCGGUGGUUAUGAAACUUCUUCGACGACAAUAUCUUUUGCUUUGUACGAACUCGCAGUACAGCCAGAGAUUCAGGAUAAACUUAUGAAGGAGAUUCAUAAUGCGCUCAACGAAAGCGAUAACAAGAUCACAUAUAACAUGGUAAGUGAAAACGCGAUACAUGUGUUAUUGCUUGCUAUCAAAGAAUUAUUAUAACGAACGAGAUACAAA